UGAAUACAACACUACAGUUUCGCUAUAGUUUCCUAUGAAGAGAGUCAUACAUAAUAAACACUGUAUUCGUAUGUAUUAGCAGUGAGUCUGUUGUUCGGACUAAUUCUCACACAAACUCGCAUUCAAUUGUUCGCUAACUGUUAUUCAAUACACCAAUCAAUACAUCAUUUCAUUUCAAUUAAACCACACUUUGAUCGACACGUUGUGUUCAACCACUCCAUACAGCUUUGAGUCCAACCGUAUAUAUAUUGACGUUGUUUUGCACACCAUUCAGUUAAUUGCCAAAGGAUUUGAUUGGACGCAGAGAUUGCUUAUAAGACUCGUUGCAAAGAGUUGAACACAUCAGGAGAUCCAGUGAUUGUGAUCAUCAGCGAUGGCAACGGACAUGAAGUUCGGUCCCGAAUGGCUUAAAGCGUUGUCAGGGGGCGGACCCAACGCGCCGGCCACCAGUCCCCCCACAUCAGGCGCUCCCCCGAAGUACAAGCUAUCGGAGUAUCGAUACGGAAGGGAAGAGAUGCUGGCGCUCUUCAACCAUAACCUCAAACCUCCCGAGAGUUUAGCGGAAUUCCCGCACCUUUUCACAGAGAACCGGGUGUUUAUGGUCAUGGAGUUGGCCCCGUAUGGCACCCUCGCUGACUGGCUCAAGGAUAAGGGCGCUCUCACCGAGACACAGGCCGUCCCUAUCUAUAUACCCAUACUGGACGCCAUGCACCACAUGCACACCAAUAGGAUAGCGCACCGGGACCUGAAGCUCGAGAACAUACUGAUCACUCGCAAUCACGUGCCAAAGAUCUCGGACUUCAGUUACGCCAUCGAAUACCAGAAGAAUGAGCCGAAGACGACCACCUUUUGCGGAUCGUUAGCUUACUUCAGUCCAGAGAUACUACAGCGACAGCCGUUUGAUCCGAUCAUAUCCGACAUCUGGAGUCUCGGCGUCUGUUACUAUAUCGCACUCAACGACGGCCUGCCCUUCAAGUUAGGCGACGACCGGCUUAUGUUACAGAAACAGCUGACGAGGGACUGGCGGUGGAGGCCUAGAGUGGAGCCUAAUCUGUCGAAAGAGGUGAAGGAUAUGGUGACUAAGAUGUUAGAGCNCAGGACAACAGUCUCUCCGCCGCCUCUCUACCAAUGGAUGUGUCGACUCAAGUCUAGUCUCAUAUCCAAAUACAGUCUUUACUUUUAUAGCACUCUUAGUAAACAGGUUUCAAACAGUUGUUCCAAUGAUAUGAAGACUGUUUGUAGCAAACAGUCCAUUGAUUACAUCCAGAAAGUGAUCACUUUUCAGCGCAAAACUGACGCACAGUUUGUGGCCCUUCUGUUUGAUACUCACGGCUUAGAGGAUUACAAAGGGUUUGGAUAUCAUUCACCGUAUAAGAGCUUCGAGAGUCCCAAAGGGAUUGAUUCCAUACCUAUUAUCUAUAGUUAUCCCUUAGAAGUGCCAAAAAGUCAUUUACCGACUCUUAUAAUGAUUAUGAAUAACAAAUCAAAAGAACUGAAUACCAGUGACUCAUUGGUUCCACUAUUUGAUUCCCAAUUGAAUUGCACUUAUUUUUUGAUACGUCCCGACCCGAGGAUUACUCUGAUUGUGAUCUUCGAGUCGAAGAAGUCUGAGAGAGACAGUUAUAUCUGGAAUUGGAUGCAAGAGAUGUGUGCAGUACUCAGAGGUAACAAAGCGUUCGCUACUCUUAAACCUGGUAUCAAAUGA
Oppiella nova is the source of this 1705-nucleotide messenger RNA. Lineage: Eukaryota; Metazoa; Arthropoda; Arachnida; Sarcoptiformes; Oppiidae. The record is from the annotation of a GenBank genome assembly.